AUGGAGGCCACGAAUUUAGCUCUUCCACCCCGGGAGUCCUUGAAAUCCCGUUCGGAGAAUAAGGCGUUACAGUUGAAUAGUAAACCGAAUCAAGUCGGCACGGUACUUCUCUACGGCGUGCCAAUAGUUUCUCUCGUUAUUGAGGGCGUGGAACGGCUUUGCCUCGCUCAGAUCUCCAACACGCUCCUCAAGCAGUUCUCUUACAACGAGAUACACAAUAGGAGGGUUGCCCUCGGUAUAACAUGUGUCCAGUGCACGCCCGUCCAACUGGAGAUAUUGCGACGCGCCGGCGCCAUGCCUGUGUCGUCACGUCGAUGUGGCAUGAUCACAAGGCGGGAGGCUGAGCGUCUGUGCAAGUCGUUCCUCGGAGACAACGCACCACCGCGACUGCCUGACGACUUUGCUUUUGCAGUUCAUCACGAGUGCGCUUGGGGAUGUAGAGGUGCCUUCCUUCCAGCCAGGUACAACUCAUCCCGAGCUAAGUGCAUCAAAUGCGCCUAUUGUGGCCUUUUCUUCUCCCCCAACAAGUUCAUAUUUCACUCACAUCGUGUUGGCCCUGGGGACAAAUACGUCCAACCUGACGCGGCCAACUUUAACUCCUGGAGGCGACACAUGAAGCUCAGUGGGAGCCCGCCCGAUGAGGUAGUCCAUGCGUGGGAAGACGUUAAGGCAAUGUUCAACGGUGGAACGAGGAAGCGAAUGCUUUCUGCUGCUAGAAGGGUCCCAUUUCGCAGGCCAGAACCCGAAACGGAACCGAAGCGGUCAGCAGGAAGUCCGCCCAGCGCUCACACGCCAGUCCCGAGGCUGGCGGAUUACGUGUGGGGGGCGAGACUCCCAUUACCUUACAUACCUUGGCUUAAACCCACAUUAUGGACACCAGGUAAUCAUAAUGGAUGGACUUUUGGUUGA
Molecule: messenger RNA, 909 nt
Organism: Parnassius apollo (apollo)
Lineage: Eukaryota; Metazoa; Arthropoda; Insecta; Lepidoptera; Papilionidae
Source: the annotation of a GenBank genome assembly